This is a messenger RNA of Pectinophora gossypiella (pink bollworm), 3778 nucleotides long. It is a transcript of the gene bdg, whose product is annotated as sodium-dependent transporter bedraggled. Lineage: Eukaryota; Metazoa; Arthropoda; Insecta; Lepidoptera; Gelechiidae. Gene Ontology annotation, cellular component: membrane. Gene Ontology annotation, biological process: sodium ion transmembrane transport. The record is from RefSeq and is a predicted model, not a curated record. The transcript has 14 exons. Bases 248 to 3697 code for a protein of 1149 amino acids.
CCUACUAUUUGUAGUUUUUUGUGAUUGUGAACUGUGAAUGAAAAGGAAGGCUCAUGUUCUGGCCUGAAGAAUGGAGAAUUUGUUUCAGACAUCCUUAUUUUUCAUUUUGUAACAUUUAAUCAAAUCAGUUUGAAGACAUAAGUGCUUCGGGUGGAACAAAUGAGUUAAAAAUUGGUGACAAAAACGUUGGCGUGGAUCAGGGUGGUCACCAAAACGCGCAGGCUAUGAAUUGGGCCAUGCAAUAAAAAUGGAAGCGGUAAAUACUUACGAAGGUCGAUAUGAACACAAGGAUAGCAUACCGUGUAGUAGUGCCGACAGCGACGCUUCUAGCAGCGUCCUCGAGAGCAACGACAGCGAACAAUUUAGCGAAGACAACAUGGACCAAACCGACGAUGACGACGAUCUUAAAGAAGACCUCCAGAAAACAAUCCCAGAAUGCUACAAGUCAGACUCAAACUUUACAUCACAAACAUCCAGUGACAUCACAAACGACGAAGAGUUCCAAGCGUCCGCCUUAUGCCAGUUUAUGGAUAUUUUAAACGAUCUAGAUGAAGUUUUAGACAAGUCAUUACUUGCCUGUCUCGAUGACCCGGCGUCAUUCGACAGUGACGAGGAUGAUCUCAUAUGUAAGCUUAAAGAAUGUAUUGGUGAAGCGUCACAACCAUCACAAUCCAUCGCGGGAAGUUCAGAAGAUGACAAUACACAAGUGAUUUGUGCACCUUCAGCACCAUCAUUGGAAGACAUCACAGAUAUAGUAGAGAGACAUUUGCCUAUUGGUCGAUCAAAAAGUUUCUCAGAACUAUCGGAUACUCAAAGGCAGACUUUAGUGUCGACAUUAGAAAGAGCUAGUACAACGAAUGACGGUUUACGCAAUUCAAUGAGGAGGUUAGAUCCUAUCAUGCUCCCAGCGAUAUCGUCGCAGGAUGAGCCGUUGACACUGCCAGUUAUAUUAUUUCUGGAGCACCAUGUUAACAUGCGGCCGACGAGUGCGCCGAUCCAGUUGCAGGUUACGGCUGCUAAUUUGAGUAGUGAUGGUGCGUCGGGGCCGCUGAUAGUGGGCCGUAGAGCGUUGCUGAUGAACCGUGCGCUGUCCCUGCCUUCGCCAGGGGAGAGUGACGUCACGGGGGAAUGGACUGGGAGGAACACGGCUCGGAGUACCACGAGGAGUUCUACUUCCAGUUCCUCGGGUGAGUCCCUCGCGGGAGUCAUUGCUGUCAAUCAAACCGCUGCCGGUGCCACAGAAGAGAGAAAUGAAGAGACUGAAGAGCCCCCAUUCGGCGUGUGGCCGCAUCGCAUGAGUGCUAUGUUAGCAUGUCUUAGUUGCACCGUCGGGAUAUUCAACAUCUCGCGUUUCGCUAUGUUUAGUGUACAUUUUGGAGCGAGCUUCAUUGUACAGUUUUUUAUACUGUCGUUUUUGAUCGGAAUCCCCUUGUUUACACUGCACUUGUGUCUGGGGCAAGUCCUGGAGUCGGGACCAGUCGACAUGUGGAGGAUAUCGCCCAUUUUCCAAGGGGUUGGGGUAUCGUUGCUUAUAACGCAGGCCGUUAUAGGCAUGUACAGCAUCAUAGGAGUAUCCUGGAUAUUCGUCUACUUCCGAGACUCGUUCAUUUCAACAGACGACCGGUACAAAUGGGCGGUACCACAGGAGUUCAAUUUCGAUGAUGGUUCAAUAAGAAACGGUACAUUCAAAAUACAAGAGACUCUGCCCCAAUAUUUUAACGGGGAGGUCCUACAAAGGAGUUUAGGUGCCAACUCUUCCUACUUCGGGUCAAUAAAGUUCCAAGUUGCGUUCAACCUAGCUGUGGUGUGGAUGAUCGUGUUCGUCGCGCUUAGCAAAGGCCUCCGGUCUUACGGCAAGGCUGUGUAUAUGUUAAUAUUCCUACCGAUCUGCGGCACUCUAGUGCUCUGUACCAAGUUGCUCACCCUCAUACCAUACGACAGCGUUACGAACAUAUUCUCCGAGACCGAAUGGGGCGAAUUCUUUAUCAACAGCAAUAGCUGGGCAGCGGCCACACAAGAAACGUUCCUCACUUGGGGCCUGCUAGGCGCGUGUAUAAUGCAGUUAACAUCGCACAAGAAUGCCAAGAACAAGACUAACGGCAUGUUGCAGAAGGAGAGCGCGUGCAUAGUAGCGUUCACAUUCGCCGUGCUGCUGCUUGGGUCGUUUUUAGCGAACACUUGCGUGCAAAUAUUGAAGAACUACGGGUACAACUACAUACCGGGAAGUUACGAAACGGUGAAAUCGUCCCAGUUCCUCUGGCCUACAUCGGAGCCGUUGCCAGGCAACCAAGUGUCGACCCCGGUGCGGUACAUGGGCCACUACGGCAGCCUGGUGGGGGUGACGGUGUGGAGGAGCGGCGGCCCGCGCGCGCUCAGUGGCUGGCAACCCUUACAGCUGGCCACGCAGCUCGUGCCGGCUACCCUCGCUGUGUUACCUGCUAAUGUGCUAUCCCCAGCAUGGGCGGUGAUAUUCUACUUCAUCCUGAUAAUGUUCGGGGUGGCGCAACAGCUGGCGGUGUGGCACUGCGUCAUCACUGGCGUCAUGGCCAUCAAUGCCCAGGCUCUGAGGGUGUGGGAGACGACUAUCACCUUCCUGAGCUGCGUGUUUGGACUCGCCAUGGGGUUGCUGCUCAGUACCGAUGCUGGCAUCAGGAUCGUCCACUUCAUAGACUACGUGUGGGUCGGGUCAUGGUGGCAGUGCGCCAUCCAGGUGGCUCUGGUGGUGGGCGUGUUCGUGGUGCGGGGCCGGCCGUACUCGCCGGACGUGGUGGUGGCGGCGCUGUACUGUGCGCGGACCAGACUGUCCAUGACCCUAGCUGCGUUGACUAGCUUCACCUGGACUGUCAUACUGCCUGUUCUACUCUGUGCAAUCUGCGUAGUAGACUUCCGAGUGGGACAACAAAGGCAACUGUACACCUGGAGGAAACCAGUCGGAUACUGGCCGAUAUGGGCGCGACAAGUCGCAGUGUUGAUGCAACAAGGUGCCAUAUUAACUGUCCCCAUCGCGGCUUUCAUCCAAACUUGGAGGUACAUGAGCAAAGGACCGCCGGAUAUUCUCGAACGUAUACAGAACCUGUACCGGCCGCGUAUGGGCGCGUCGCACGAGAGCCCGGCGCCGCGGGCCGCCGCCAGGAGCGAGCCCGCGCCCCCCGCGCCCGACCCGCCGCCCAAGUAUACCCCCCCGCCGUCGUAUUCCACCGCUACUGGCGCCAGGCUCAGAGAUACCCUGCGGAGGAGCUUCCGCACUUUGAGGAGACUAACAACAGGCCGUACGGAGCCUCUGCAAGCAGAUGACACAUCACACACGCCGAUCACGCUCAGCGAAACCGUCGACCGCGAACUACACUCCUUAGAAUCUCAACCGCCCGAGUACAGCGGGGUGUUCACUGCGCCAUCCCUCACCGUCACUGAUGAGACGGAUUCUCGACCGAGAAUAUCCCGACCAAGGUCAUCGACCUCCAGGAAUUCCCUCUCUUUAACCAGAGAUUACCUCCGGCGUUCAUUCGUCCGGAAGAGCGAUUCAGUCAAAAGUAUUCGUUCGAGUCUACGCCGGAGCUUCAAAUACGGUGGUGCCUUAACGACAAGUCACGAGCACUUGGUUCGUGGCGCCGAGCCCAUGUCGACGACCGUUGCCAUGUCGGCCAUGAUCGAUGCCGAGGGCUCCCCCCACGCGCGCAGCCUCGCCUCUGUGAUAUGAUUUUUCCUGAAGCCUCUAAGGCUGUGCAGUUGAGACCAAGAAUUUUAGUGAUGCGUGAAACGGUGUGUUCACUUCGGAGUU